AUGGCCUCCAAGGUCACCACUAAGAGCUUCUACGACCUUGGCAAACGCGAGCUGAAGACCAGGACGGAAGUCUCCUUCGCGGACUCCGACCUCAAGGUGGGCAUCAACGCAUCCGACGAGGCUGGCCUGGUGGGGCUUGAUCUGGACAAGGGACCCUGGAAGCUGGGCUAUGACGUGAAGCGCAAGGACGUAGCGCUGCAGUACACCCGCAAGAACCAGGGCAGCACCGUCAAGUUCAGGCAGGUGGUGCCCGGCCUGAAGUGGGAGGUCGUGCCGACGCCGGUCAUUGAGCUGUCCACCAAGCUCCUGGACAGCGCAAAGUGGAAGGACUCUUUGAAGCUGACAUAUGACUUCAUGAACAGAAACGCACACUACAUUGAGACUCUCAAGUUCAACAAGCAGUACAAGAUUAGGGUGGCUGGCGACAGCUCGAGCUCCAACCACGCAUUCUGCAUCGGGUGGAAGCCGGACACCAAGUGGGCCAAGAGCUUCAAGCUCAUGCACACGCCGGCCGCGGGCCCGCUGCUGAGCUACAAGCUGAAGCCGGCAGCUGGGUGGAAGCUGUCCAACGAGGCGAGCCUCAACACGCGCACCCUGUACAGCAGCAUCACCUACAAGGCCCUCAAGGGGGACGCCGAGUUUGUGGUGGACGCGGCGCUGCCUUGGGACAAGCUGCCCAGCUUGGGUGGUGCCAGGCUGCUGAAGCGCGCCGGCGUCAAGGUCGACUUCAAGUGA
Messenger RNA from Monoraphidium neglectum, 735 nucleotides. RefSeq lists its product as hypothetical. The transcript has 8 exons. NCBI's taxonomy places the organism in Eukaryota, Viridiplantae, Chlorophyta, Chlorophyceae, Sphaeropleales, Selenastraceae. The record is from RefSeq and is a predicted model, not a curated record. Bases 1 to 735 code for a protein of 244 amino acids.